Molecule: messenger RNA, 780 nt
Organism: Budorcas taxicolor (takin)
Lineage: Eukaryota; Metazoa; Chordata; Mammalia; Artiodactyla; Bovidae
Gene: LRCOL1
Product: leucine rich colipase like 1
Exons: 7
Coding region: 1-780 (259 amino acids)
Biological process (GO): lipid catabolic process; digestion
Cellular component (GO): extracellular region
Molecular function (GO): enzyme activator activity
Source: RefSeq, a predicted model, not a curated record
AUGGCCGGGAAUCGGCAGCCCCCCAGGCAAGCAGCUGGGGACCCUGAGAGUGAAAGAGGGGCUCCAGGGGCCCUGAGGGCGAUGGCUAGCGCUGGGCGUCUGCUGCUGCUGCUGCUCUGCUUGCUACCCGUGGCCCCGGUGCUGACAAUCAAGAAGUACCAGCAUCUGUCACAUAAGCGCAUCGGAGAGCCCUGUGAGACACACAGUGAAUGCCAGAGCGACUGCUGUGUCACCAACAGCCUGAACCCUCAGAAGUUCUGCACCGCCCAGACCGUAUUCCAGCAGUGCCUGUCCUGGAAGAAGCCAAAUGGGUACAUCUGCAAGGACCACUUGGAGUGCCAGAGCAAAUGUUGUGUCGUCAACAAUUAUGGGGUGCAGACGUACUGCAAAGCCAAGACCAUCUUCCUGCAGUGCUUGCCCUGGCGCAAGCCCAACUGGGACUACUGCGACUACCACAGCGAGUGCCGCAGCAAGUGCUGCAUCCGGCUGAACGAGCUCAGCCCCAACCGCUGCGUCCCCCAGAGCGGCAUCCUGCUCCAGUGCCUGCCCUGGCAGCCCCUGUCGGCGCCUCGCCAGCGGAAAGGUUCCGAGGAACGUGGUUGCAGCGGCGCCGGCACCACCCAGGGCCGCCAGAGGGCGCUGUGGGCCGCCAGUCGACCAGGCUCCCAGGGAGCCGGCAGGAAACGGCGGAGACCCGGUUCCUCGGCCUCCAGAAAAGCCUGGUCCUCUCCUGGCCGGCGCUUCUCGGCUAACAUGGAAAACGUGGUGUCCGGGGCUUGA